GCAGUAUCAUUGGAUGUGCAUUGUCCAAAGGUGAUUCUAAUCAGCAGCACCGUUCAGUUAUUGAUGAGUUUAGCAUACUUCCUCAUCGUCCAUUAUUUAUCUCGAGCUCUUUUUUUAUAAGUUGGCUCUCGCAAGAUGAUCAGAGGGCUGGUCUGCUGCGGAAUGUGACAAGCGUACAAGUCUUUUGCUGAAAAAUCCAAAAACUUUUAUUUUUGUUUGGAGAGGAUUGAGCAAAAAGCGGUGUUGCAGAGAGGUUGUUUGGACAGCUGUCAUGUUGGAACUGUGAUAAUGAUGAUGAUGGAAAACAACGACACGUUCGAUUACCUGGAUGGCGUGGAUGGCGGGGGAUAUUUUAACGAGGACCCGGAGCUGGCAGCCAUCAAGGCCCGGGUGCUGGAGCUGGAGAUGGAAGAAGAGGCUGAGAGGAUGAGAGAGGAGGAGCACUGCGAGUCCGCAGAGAUGCAGCUGCUUUCCGGCAGCCCCCAGCCCGGGCUCUUCUACAACAUGACCCACGAGGAGAGGAUCGACGCGGACAACCGGUCUGUCUACGUAGGAAAUGUGGACUAUGGCGCAACAGCAGACGAGCUGGAGAUCCACUUCAAUGGCUGUGGGCCUGUCAAUAGGGUCACCAUACUAUGCGACCGCUUCUCUGGACACCCAAAGGGGUGGGUCUAUCCUCUACCAUCCCAUCAUCUCCCCCUACCCUCGUCAACCCUAACCACACCCGUCCAGGCCUCCACCACCCACAACCAUCUUACCCUUGUCGCUAAUUUAUCACUGCCUGGAACACCCGUUUGCUUUGCCUACAUCGAGUUCUCGGACAGAGAUUCGGUGCAGAGCGCCAUCGGUCUGGACGAGACUCUGUUCCGGGGCAGGGUGCUCAAGGUGAUGCCCAAACGGACCAACAUGCCAGGCAUAAGCACCACAGACCGCGGCGGGCCCCGUGGUGGUGGUCGCUCCAGAGGGCGCGGGCCUCGCCCCCCGCGCUACCACAACGGCUUCCAGGGUCGCUUCCGCUACCAGUCGGCCCGGCCCCCCCACCCUGUGCCCCACCCUUACUAUGGAGGCCCCCCCGCAGGGAAGCGGCAGUGGGGACCCCCGGAGUACCGUGAACAAACCUCCAAACGCUACCCUUGCCUCCUCCUCAUCACCCCGCCAUCGGAGGAGGGUGGCCCAGGGCCAAGCGGCCACCACUACCCCCAGCAGCGCUAGCAUUAGAUUUAUAGGUGCUAGGGUUAGCAUUAGUGCUACUUUGGGGCUACUGUGGCGGGAAGUCGCAGAAAUGUGGAGCAUUCAAAAACUUCAGUGACUUUUUUUUGUUUUUUAUGAACUGUCUUCAUUCCAGUGGUGGCCGGGUUACAGGAGGUCUUGCGUCAUGAGGGGCGGAACGCACAGAUAAAAUGUGGGGUUAAUCAUUCAUUCCCACCCCACCUACUGGACAAGUGACCACAGGGGUCAUGUUGACCUUUUUAAUGUCCUGUGCCGUAGGCCCGAGGAAGGGAACCCAUGGGCUUGGGGUCCGUCUGGUGGCUGGCUACGGGACGGUGAGCCAGACCAAUCUGUUCCAUAGUGCUAACCUCCAGCUUUGUGUUUUACUCUCGGCGCUAUGCAUGAUGCAAGCACCUAGCGAGGGCCUGGCUCUGCCAUGUCAGUCAGGACGUCCUCUGCAGUGGUUUUGAGUUGCAAGCAUGUCGAUGGCUGCAACCGCAAGCGCAUGUGAAAAUCACGGCGCCAUUUCGUGUCUUUUUACGUUUGCUGCGAAUGUAUUGUUGACCGUGUUGUAAUUUAUAUUGUAUAUAAUUUUCUCAUGUGUUUAUAAUUUACCAGAUUACGUUUCAUAAGUGAAAAUCAUAAAUAAAAAUAAUCUAUUUAUCUUGA
Molecule: messenger RNA, 1878 nt
Organism: Gadus macrocephalus (Pacific cod)
Lineage: Eukaryota; Metazoa; Chordata; Actinopteri; Gadiformes; Gadidae
Gene: pabpn1l
Product: PABPN1 like, cytoplasmic
Exons: 6
Coding region: 289-1212 (307 amino acids)
Molecular function (GO): RNA binding
Source: RefSeq, a predicted model, not a curated record